Messenger RNA from Pongo pygmaeus (Bornean orangutan), 2567 nucleotides. It is a transcript of the gene IFI30, whose product is annotated as IFI30 lysosomal thiol reductase. Gene Ontology annotation, molecular function: oxidoreductase activity, acting on a sulfur group of donors, disulfide as acceptor. The coding region runs from base 1609 to 2358 and encodes 249 amino acids. The record is from RefSeq and is a predicted model, not a curated record. The transcript is spliced from 7 exons. Gene Ontology annotation, cellular component: lysosome. Lineage: Eukaryota; Metazoa; Chordata; Mammalia; Primates; Hominidae.
UUCUGAGGGUUCAAUGAUAAAAUGGGUUGUGGGCCCACUCUGCCUGGCACCAAGCCAGAGAGCAAUACAUUGUGGGGUUACAUUUAUGAUUUCUUCCAAUAGGGCUGGUGCCUGGUAACUACUGGAAAAACUGUAGCAAUUAUAUUUAUGGUUAUUUCUUCAGUCCCACCCGGCAUAGGUUAAGCACCAAAGUUGGGGUAGUGAGUCUUGGGGAGCCUUUGCUAAGGGUUUGGUCGUCUGAGGGAUGGGCUCGGGGACCAUCCAGCCACUGGGACUUCAGAGAAACUCCAGCUCCCCAACCAGCUGCUGUGUGUGUGGCCGGGGUCUUCCCCACAACUAGGGGGAGCACAGCUGGGGACUCAGCUAUAUCUUCCAGCUGGGUUUGGGACAUUUUCUUCCGUAGGAUCCGGUGCGUCUUGCCCUGAAUGUAAGGCCCUGCAGGGUCGGAAUGUCUCAGUUAUUCCCCCAACACUCCAGCCUCCAUCUGGGCCUUUUUUCCAGGCUAUUCUCUCUGCCUUCACUGUUGGGGCCACUGUCCUGUGUAGGCACCAAGGCCUGACCAUGCCAUCCAGAAGCCCCAGCCUGGGACAACUCUCCCUCACCUGCCUCUGAGCCCUCCAUGGUGACUUUUGUUCCCCAAACCUUAUCCUUCUCCCCAUUACACAGAAGGGAAAGCUGAGGCUCUGUCACUCAAAUCCAAAGCCAGGUGGACUCCAAGCCGCCCCACCCCUAUCCCAGACAGCACAGGCUGCCUCUCUCCCCCAUGGGCGUCCCUUGAAAGCCAGGUUGCCCCCCACCCCCCACAAGCCUUGGACGAUGAAAAGAAGGAAGGCCAGUUCUCUUCACCCCAAGCCAGAAGUGGGGCUGGGGGGUACCCUUGAGAAAUGACACGCCACUCCCUUCGCCAGCUUCUGCUUUCCGGCAUGGCUGUGGUCAAGCCUGAGUCAGUCCCACGGGACCACGGUGGGGAGUCUGGAGCGUCUGGGUCAGGAGUUUGAGGGGGGAAGGGUUGAGGGGCAGGAUGUGGGGGUUGGGUGUGAGAGAGGUCACAGGCAAGGCUGGAGGGAGGGCACCUGGCCACACACAGGCCUUACCCGCUCUCAGGGGGCUGAAUAUUUCAGUUACUCCCCCAACACCCAGCCUCCAUCCCAUCCCCAGCCUCCAUCCCAUCCCCAGCCUCCAUCCGACAUCACCCCUGUUAGGUCACAGGCCCACACUGAGAGUGGGUCUCGGGCCUCAAGUCCCCUGGCCGCCCCUGGAAGGUCUAGGGGUGCGUGGAGACACCAUAAUUCCUCUCAGCCUCUCUGUGUCUGUCUCAAAGGCCCCACCUCACCUCCCCUAAAGGUACUCUUGCGCCAGGGCUCACAUGCCUGGGCAGGGCUGAUUGCCAAGGGGCCCAAUGGCCUCGUGACUGGGGACCCAGCACCUGGCAGGGGUGGGGGCAGGACAGUCAGAGGAAGGAGUGGAGGAGGGAGAGACGCUGGCCCGGGACCAGAGGGGCGUGGGCAUCGGGAGGCGGGCCCGGGUUAGGGGCGGGACCGCCGCCUGGUUAAAGGCGCUCAUUUCUCAGGCAGCCGCUGCAGCCGCCACACCUUUGCCCCUGCCGCGAUGACCCUGUCGCCACUUCUGCUGUUCCUGCCACCGCUGCUGCUGCUGGACGUCCCCACGGCGGCGGUGCAGGCGUCCCCUCUGCAAGCGUUAGACAUCUUUGGGAAUGGGCCACCAGUUAACUACAAGAUGGGCAAUCUGUACCUGCGGGGGCCCCUGAAGAAGUCCAAUGCACCGCUUGUCAAUGUGACCCUCUACUAUGAAGCACUGUGCGGUGGCUGCCGAGCCUUCCUGAUCCGGGAGCUCUUCCCAACAUGGCUGCUGGUCAUGGAGAUCCUCAAUGUCACGCUGGUGCCCUACGGAAACGCACAGGAACAAAAUGUCAGCGGCAGGUGGGAGUUCAAGUGCCAGCAUGGAGAAGAGGAGUGCAAAUUCAACAAGGUGGAGGCCUGCCUGUUGGAUGAACUUGACAUUGAGCUAGCCUUCCUGACCAUUGUCUGCAUGGAAGAGUUUGAGGACAUGGAGAGAAGUCUGCCACUAUGCCUGCAGCUCUACGCCCCAGGGCUGUCGCCAGACACUAUCAUGGAGUGUGCAAUGGGGGACCGCGGCAUGCAGCUCAUGCACGCCAACGCCCAGCGGACAGAUGCUCUCCAGCCACCUCACGAGUAUGUGCCCUGGGUCACCGUCAAUGGGAAACCCUUGGAAGAUCUGACCCAGCUCCUGACCCUUGUCUGCCAGUUGUACCAGGGCAAGAAGCCGGAUGUCUGCCCUCCCUCAACCAGCUCCCUCAGGAGUGUCUGCUUCAAGUGAUGGCCGGUGCGCUGCGGAGAUCUCAUGGAAGGCGAGUGGGAACCCGGCUGCCUGCCUUUCUUUCUGAUCCAGACCCUCGGCACCUGCUGCUCACCAACUGGAAAAUUUCUAUGCAUGCCAUGAAGCCCAGAUACACAAAAUUCCACCCCAUGAUCAAGAAUCUUGCUCCACUAAGAAUGGUGCUAAAGUAAAACUAGUUUAAUAAGCCA